AUGAUAAAAUCUAUUAUUAAGAAAAAUCAUUGUAAAAACAAAAUUUCAAAUGGCAAAAAAAAUGUAUCAUUUCGUAGAUUUGUUUCGGAUAAAUAUAUUUAUACUGUAAAUGAUUCUAACGAAGACACAUUUAUUUGUAAUGGUAACAAAAAUGAUGAAUGUGAUAUAUCAACUUAUCUUGAUGAACGUAAAUUAGAAGAUAUUGAUGAAGUUUUAAUGGUUGAUUUACAAAUGCUUAAUGAUCCAUUAAUUGAAGACAUUGUAGAAACAUUUAUAAUCUCAAAAACUUUAAUUAAAAAAGUUUUGGCGUUUAACUUUCAUGGAAAUAUUAAAAACUCUAGAUAUGCUUUAUCUGAAGAGAAUCUUAAAAAUAUUGCUGAAAAAUUAAAAUAUAGCAAAAGGAAAGCUUUUAAAGAAGUAGAAAUUACUUUAUGCAUGAUUUUAAAACAUCAUAUUAGAUUCUUCAAUAUCCUUUAA
This is a messenger RNA of Strongyloides ratti, 477 nucleotides long. RefSeq lists its product as hypothetical. Lineage: Eukaryota; Metazoa; Nematoda; Chromadorea; Rhabditida; Strongyloididae. The coding region runs from base 1 to 477 and encodes 158 amino acids. The record is from RefSeq and is a predicted model, not a curated record. The transcript has 3 exons.